Molecule: messenger RNA, 306 nt
Organism: Penicillium malachiteum
Lineage: Eukaryota; Fungi; Ascomycota; Eurotiomycetes; Eurotiales; Aspergillaceae
Exons: 1
Coding region: 1-306 (101 amino acids)
Source: RefSeq, a predicted model, not a curated record
AUGGAAGUUAAAAAGGAUGGAAAGCGCACGCAUCAACACUACACUGCUAUGAAUGUUAUGCAACUCAAAGGUGCUGCAAAAGCAAUUGAAGAGUUUGAGACGAGCGUUCUGCCUCGAGGUACACCAAAGGAGGAAUAUUGGGUCUUGAAAUCGGGAGAAAUUGUGAAUUGGCACCUGGAAGCAGGCCCCAACAGCCCUAUCUACACAACUAGAUGCAUUGAUGGCAGCCUUGUUAUUACAGUUGACCCUGGUAUGACUUUACAGCCCCAGGAGCCGUCCAAAUGGAUCAGCAAGAAAGAGGGUUAG